This is a messenger RNA of Histoplasma mississippiense, 471 nucleotides long. Its product is annotated as monothiol glutaredoxin-5, mitochondrial precursor. The transcript has 3 exons. Bases 1 to 471 code for a protein of 156 amino acids. The record is from RefSeq and is a predicted model, not a curated record. NCBI's taxonomy places the organism in Eukaryota, Fungi, Ascomycota, Eurotiomycetes, Onygenales, Ajellomycetaceae.
AUGGUUGCAAGAAUAGGCAUGAGCUCUCUUUUGAGAUCUCUCCCCAAGCCGAGAUCAUCGCCAUUCCUAAAUACUAGGACCCUUCCAUUCCAAAUCCGCCAGCUUUCCAACGAAACAAGAGCUGCCAUUGAGAAAGCAGUGGCAUCUGCACCGGUUGUUUUGUUCAUGAAAGGGACUCCAGAAACACCACAGUGCGGAUUUUCAAGGGCGAGCAUACAGAUUCUUGGACUACAGGGGGUGGAUCCAAGGAAGUUCACCGCAUUCAAUGUUUUGGAGGAUGCAGAGCUGCGGCAAGGUAUUAAGGAAUAUUCGGACUGGCCCACCAUCCCACAGAUGUACUUAAACAAGGAGUUUGUUGGUGGGUGUGAUAUCCUGAUGUCCAUGCAUCAAAAUGGAGAGUUGUCCAAACUCCUGGAGGAAAACGGGGUUCUUAUCCCUGCCGAAGAAGACAAUGAAGCGGAUCAAAAAUAA